UAGCCUGCUGCGUUUUACCUGUGUGUGGCGAAUCUUCAGAGGAAAUUCAAGUGGAUGUUUAAGGAAACAAUGAGUUCUUCUGGUGCGCUGACAGAAUUCACAACUGGUCCUUUGUAUUUCUUUGACCAGCCAACAAAACGAAUUAAAGGAACACGAAAGAACAUUUUGUAUUUGAAUGAGGCAAAUGAAAGGGCGCAGUUAGAAGAUACAACACAAAGUCGAGAUAAUGAAAACAAAGAAGACAAAGGUGAUGAGCUCACUCAGAGACUGUCAGGUGAAACACGUGGGGAUGGUAAACCUGAUAUCUCAUCUGCAGUCGGAGCUGCACUGAACGUUAAGGACCGUGAUCCGAUGGAUGCAUACAAGCAAGCAGCCCCUCCGUUAUUAAACGAAUUGGCUCGCCUACUUUCACAACAUCAGUGGAAGGCGGUGGGGUGUAUUCCUCACGGGAUUGUAAAUAUUCUGAAUUACUCCUGGAAGGAUCUGACUGCAGGGGAGGCAGAGUACUCGCAAAGGGCGGAACAGACUGACAAACGGAAGUCCAAAGGUUCCCUGAAGUUGGAUCAAGCGCGAUCCCGUCAGGUGUCUGGCAAUGACAAGAGGGAGGCAGGAGAGAGGAACUCGUGUUUGUAGAAAAUGUUGGUCCCUCUGUUGGAAGGCCACAAGUUAGCUUAAAUCCACGCAAGAAAAAGCGCAAACAAAAAUCCAGUAGAGCUCCCAGCUCCACAACCAUCAGCUUCUCCAUGUCAUCCAACAUCUAUAAAAAUCCAGGUUGGUUCGCCCAGCCAAUGCAGCCCUCCUGUGAUGACCCUCAGCUGAUCAGUUUGUGUCAGUGGGUGGUGGAGCGACUCCAGGCGGCAAGAAAUCCUGAAAAACUACAAACAGCUGAAGAGGUCCCGAAAAAGACCCUCAUAAUCCGUCACUAUGGUGAUGCAAAGGCAAGGCUGAAGGACAGGGAUGCAGGGACUAAAGCCCAACUUGCCACUCUAGUCAAUGGGAUCCCCCGGAUACCAAAAGUGAAGCAGCAGGAUCCAGCGCAGCAGAAACUACACUACAGGAUCAACGACGGCUCCUCGUGCAUAUACUACCCGUCUGGUUGCAUGGCAGUAUGCCAGAGCUACUCAGGUCUGCCCUGUGGAGGCUUCUACACCACAGUGUUCAGUGACAGCGAGUGUCCCGUUAUUCUAGCGACUAUCACAGCAUUUGGACACGGGGUUGCUACACACCCUCUUAGCUCUGCCAUUACAGCGGUGUGGGACCAGGAUGGUGGAUUCAAAUGUGACCAUCAUGGGAACAUAAAUAAGGAGUGGAUUUGGCAGACAGGCCGCACACACAGAGAGAAGAUUGUUAUACAGUUGUCAGAUCUAAUCUCUGUGAGGCUGCUCAGUGGUACUUCUGCCACGCUCACCUUCAGGUGUAACAACGAAAGAGUUCAACUUCCUCUAUCUGUCCUGUUUAACAUGAACCAAUCAAAGGAAACGCUUUGUUUGCAGACUGAAGGGCAAUUUGCCUCUGAUGCUGCUCAAGGCCUCCUGCUGACGAGGAAAACAAAAUCCCCUUCUGUGGUCCAAGAGAGCAAGAGGAACCUGACGCUAACACCUUUAAGAGACUUUUUAUCACCAUAUGAUGCCUCGGUGUCUGUGUGCUCCCGGGAGGUCCUCCAGAUGGUCAGAGAGGUGCAGGAGCUGCCAGAACAGUGGAGAAGAGGAGGGCAUAUCGGCAGGGAGCUGAAAAGGCUUCAGCAGAGAGCACGAAACACCCUGGAUAACUGGCUGGAUUAUUAUCGUGUGGCCAUUGGGAUCAAGUGUCCUGACAUAGAGCGGAUGCCAGAUGCCCCACUGAGGACCAGGCUGAGGAGAGAGGUACAGUCAGCUACUCUGCCCUCCCUGAACCCACCUGAGCGGGCAGACGCUAAACCAGUCCAGCCUGAGGAAGCCAGGAAUGAGUUACAGGAGCUGCACAGACAUCUGUCAGCACCAGCAGAAAGAAUGCUGGACUCCUACAUCAAGAUGCCAAGGACACCAAAAAAGCGAACAAAGGAGGAGACCCAUGUCACACAGAUAGGACCUCUUCAAAUUCAUGGCAACAUCAAACUUGAGUCAGUGAUUAUUCCAAACAGUCCAGAUUUGCAGCCCUCUGCUGUCAUCCGCUAUCCAGCCCUGCCAUCCUUCACUCCCUCCAACCCCCUCACAGUGUGCCCUCCUCUGCUGAGAGCUGCCCUGCUGGGGGAGGGUGGACGCAGGCGGUGCUGCUGCAGCGCUACGCUGAUGCCAGUGGUAACAGACCUGGAGUACGAUGCCUUUAUUAUGGGCCAGCCUCCACACAGUCAACAAAUCCUGGUGGUGUGUGUGACUCUGCUGUGCCAACCCAUCCACACACAGGCAGUGCCUGACCAGGAUGUGUUGGAGCAGCUUUACAGGAGGAGGAACAGGCACAGAACCAUGCCCUGUACUCAGUGCCAGAUGGAUUCAUUCCGCCUGGUGAGGUACGAGAUGUCAACAGGAAAGCACAGCUGUGGAAUGGAGAACAUCCUGCUGCAGCAGAGACACAAUGCAGCUCCUGGGAUGGUCCUGAUGUACAUCAGAGGGAAGCUGCUGUUUGUGGGCUACAUAUUCAGGGGUCACAGCUGCUCAGUCAGGGACCUUCAAAAGCAAAUCUCCAGAUCCAGGGGAGACUACAGAUUAGGUCUGAGUCUCCCUUCAGACUACAUGUUCAGUGAUCAAGUGAAUACCCUUGCAGCCACAUUUGCACACAACUCACAAGAUGCAACACUGAAAAGAGGAGAUGACAUAAGACUGACUGCUUCAGUGGAAACGGAAAUGGCCAAUGAGAGAAAAAAAAAUCAAGUUCCUGAGAUAUCACACCAACGACAGAGAGACAUUUGUAUCAAACCAAAAAAAGACUGAUGGGGUUAUAUCUGUAUCGGUCCACUUGAAUUGUAAUCAAACUGCAAACUGCACUGGGCAUUAAGGAGUACACUGGAAACUCUUAGAGGCAUAAUCAUUUACUGCAAAUGUUUAAAUUCACUCUGCCUAAUGGCCUUUUUAUUUUGUUUAAAACAUCAGUAGGAAAUAUGUGUAAUUAUUGUAAUAUUUUUUGAGUGAAUAUGUGCAGAUUUAAUAAAAACACUGAAUUAUUA
This is a messenger RNA of Micropterus salmoides (largemouth bass), 3139 nucleotides long. RefSeq lists its product as uncharacterized. The coding region runs from base 744 to 2906 and encodes 720 amino acids. NCBI's taxonomy places the organism in Eukaryota, Metazoa, Chordata, Actinopteri, Centrarchiformes, Centrarchidae. The transcript is spliced from 18 exons. The record is from RefSeq and is a predicted model, not a curated record.